Olea europaea var. sylvestris is the source of this 1398-nucleotide messenger RNA. RefSeq names its product B3 domain-containing protein REM10-like. Gene Ontology annotation, molecular function: DNA binding. The transcript has 6 exons. NCBI's taxonomy places the organism in Eukaryota, Viridiplantae, Streptophyta, Magnoliopsida, Lamiales, Oleaceae. The record is from RefSeq and is a predicted model, not a curated record. Bases 124 to 1263 code for a protein of 379 amino acids.
AAGAAAAAAAUGACUUUUAGAUGACAAGAAAGCUUAUCGUCAUGACCCAGGGGAUCUUUUAGCAGCUUUAACAUUCUUCCAAUACAAAUAGAAUAAAAAUUCCUGUAUUAAUUCAAGAUUGAAAUGGAAGAAAAUUCUCGAGUAACAAAACAUUUUUUCAAGGUCAUGUCACGUGAUUUUCAUUCAAAGUUGGCCCUGCCAAAAGCUUUUUGUAGAAAUCUAAAUGAAGUGAAAUUGGCCAAUAUAACGAGUGCCAAGGGAAUCUGGAAAAUCAACGUUUCUAGAAGUAACAGUGAAACUGUGUUUUUUGAAGAGGGAUGGGGUGAUUUUGUUCUUCAACACCACCUCGCUGUUGGGGAUAUUGUCGUGUUUGAGCACAUUGGGGAAAUGCGUUUCAAUGCUUUCGUGUUUGAUUUUACUGCAUGUGAGAAAGAAUUUGACAAUGAUUUAGCGGAAAGAAAUGAAGGAUCUGCUGGAGUAUGCAAUAAUUUGGAAGCCAUCAAGACAAAUGCAGGUUCUUCAUGCCAGCAUAGGGAUCCAUAUUUUGUCAUAACAAUGAAACACCAUAAUACUCCUGAUUAUAGACAGCCAUAUAUGGCCCUGCCAAAGGCAUUUUGUAGAAAUCUAGAUGAUAAAAAAUUGGCCACUAUAAGGAGUGGUAAGGGAAUCUGGAAGAUCUGUGUUGGUAAAAGUAAUAGAGAUACCAUGUUUUUCGAAGAGGGAUGGGGAGAUUUUGUUCGUCAACACGAGCUCACUGUUGGAGAUAUUGUAGUAUUUGAGCACGUAGGGGGAAUGGAUUUCAAUGCUUUCGUUUUUGAUUAUACUGCCUGUGAAAAAGAAUUCGACGAUGAUUUAGCCGAAAAAUACGAAGGAUCUUCUGGAGUUUGUAAUAAUUUGGAAGCCAUCAGAGGUGGUUCAUGCCAGCAGAGGGAUAAUCCAUACUUUGUCAUAACAAUGAAACACUCCCAUUCACCUGCUUCCAAAAGGUCCCGGCCAUUUGUGCAAAUCCCGGCAGAAUUUUGGAAAUCAAAUGACCUGAAAAUGAAGAAGGGCCUAAAUCUAAAAGAUCCUUCAAGCAAGAAGUGGUCGGUCCAACUCAAAUAUUAUAGUAGUGGUCGUGUUGUUAUGGAUAGGGGAUGGAAGCAGUUUUAUGAAUCCAAUAAGCUCAAGAAAGGAGAUGUUUGCACUUUUGAACUCAAUCACAAUCCCAAAGGCUCUACUGUUGCUUCAAUGGAUGUGCACAUAUUCCCAGCUCCAAAUUGAAUGCCAAAAUUCUGUGAGGUUUUGGAAUCCAUACAUCUCCCUUUGGUUAGGAAAAAUUGAACAUUGUAGGCUUUUUUCUUGAUGGAGCAUUUAAAGUUAUGUUACGACAUGAACUUCUAUAAACGGCUUGGUACA